This is a messenger RNA of Phanerochaete carnosa HHB-10118-sp, 2129 nucleotides long. RefSeq lists its product as uncharacterized. The transcript has a single exon. The record is from RefSeq and is a predicted model, not a curated record. The coding region runs from base 73 to 1557 and encodes 494 amino acids. Lineage: Eukaryota; Fungi; Basidiomycota; Agaricomycetes; Polyporales; Phanerochaetaceae.
UCGUCUGAUAUCUCUCAUGCCAGGUCCAUAAGGAUCCCCACAGCGUUCGUCACCAAUCACCCUGACGGAAAGAUGGCGAACAAGGACGGAGAGCCGAUGCCAUCGCCUGGCUCGGAUGUCGCGCUUCCGACCACCAAGACACCCGACAGUUCAUUCCAAUCAUCAGCUGCAGAGGCGGUCAGAGGGGAAGCAGCGGGAGAGGAUACAGAGCAGGAGCACGAGCCACCAUCAGAGACACCGUCAGCUGCACCCACGGAAGAUAAGUCUUCUCGCACUUCCCUAGACACCUCAGUACAAGACCGGGACACCUCCCCCGAGCGAACACCCAUCGCAACAACAGCUCCUACCCGCUUGCAACCCCCACACCACACCCAUCGCGACCUCGCAGAACCAGCAACCUCGGAAGCAGCCCAAGUCGACUGUCCAGACACCCCCUGCUCCAGCUCGACCCACUCCGUACCAGACAGCACAGCCGGUCUCGACUCGCCCAUGCCCCCCAGCAGCACCGCACCCUCCUCCACCCGGACGUCGCUCACAGACACGGCCCCCGCCGCCUGGUCCCUAUCCUCGAAACCAGCCGGGAUCCUACGCUCGGCGACGCUCCCGCGGAGCGCUAGCAGCACGAGCAUCAGCGCGGUGACCUUCGCGCCGCUGCCGCCGACCGAGCCGCGCCGGCGGGCGUCGCACAUGCAGCUCGGCGUCGCGGCGCGCUCGCGCAUGUUGCGCGCGCGCCGCAUGCGCUUCGUCGACCCCGAGACCGGCGAGGCGUACGUCCGGAUCGUCGACGCCGCCGUCGCCGAUCAGCUGCCGCCGCACGCGCGCUACGUCUGCCAGGGCGAGGACGUCACCGCCGCCGGUGGCGCCAUCGAGGGCGACCACCCGUACCGUGCCGUGCGUUGCCCGCCGCGCCGCAGCGGCAGCGGCGGGUUCUGGAGCGCGACGGACGGGAUGACGACGCCUGAGGAGGACGCGCUGCCGGACGAGGACGCGUUCGUCGCGCUCGGGAAGAUGGUCAAGGGUGGGGCCAAGUUCCUCUGGCGCAAGGUGUCGAAGAGCCAGAAGGGGCGCGACGGCGCGGCGGCGGGCGAGGAGGAUGCGAGUGAGGGAGAGGAGGGCGUGGCGGAGACGGACAAGGCGCAUCCGCCGCAGGGCGAGCCCACGAGCACGGGUGCGCCGGCGAGCGCGAACGCGGCACAGGACGUCAAGGAGGAGGAGAGGGAGGAAGAGGAGGGAAAGAAAGGUGCGCUCCGUAUCGAGUUCAAGGAACCGCGGCACUGCUUCGAGGUCACGACGUCCGCACCGCUGCAGGAGGUGCCUGCAGAGAAGGCGACUCCGGCACCGGCACGCAGAGGCGCCGGCGGUAAGGCCGGGCGCGUCUGGGAGGAGGCCGUCGACGAGGACGUCACCAAGCGCUUCGAGGCCGUGGCCCGCGCGGAGAAGGAGAAGGAGCGCGGGCGGGGAAAGCUCGUCGCCAUGCUCGCGGCGCGUACGCCGGUGAAGGUCAGCAAGAGGAAAGAGAGCAAGGAGACGCUGAACAAGCAAGACAAGUCGCUAUGAGCCCACCAUAUCCUCCACGCUGUGCCUGGCCCGCAUACAUCUCUCCGUUAUCUAUUGGUCUCCCGCCGACGCGCACGGCAGGGAACGCCUCGACUGCAGUCCGUUAAACAUAUGCAAGGAACCCUUACUCGCACCUGCCCCGUCAAGAAUGCGCACAUACAAUACAGCCAUAUACCUACAGCACAUUUGUCAAUCGCAGGAACAGUUAUGGAACUCAAGUAGUAAUUGACCGCUCUGCAAGCCUAUCCUUAUUGACCUCGCCGUCCUGCACCCGUAGUCUGGUCACCCCCAUCUCGCGCCUUUUCUACUACACUCGUCGUACUUCCAUUCUGCGUCUUGCUUUCAAAUCUAUCCGCGUUCGCCCUUCUGUUGUAUAUACCAGUCGCUACCCCGCUUCGCCUUUUGUUUUCGUCUCCUGUACUGCCGAAUGGCCCAUUCAUCAGAAUAUCUUCGCUCUUUCUUUACCCGUAGUACCCACAUGGCAAGUUAAAUAUUUGGGAUGUACACGUCGACUUUACCCGUGCGGGAUGUCGAAAAAAGAAAAAAGAAACUCUGGCGUGGCGGCUGUCCCG